This is a messenger RNA of Mandrillus leucophaeus (drill), 2591 nucleotides long. It is a transcript of the gene SCYL1, whose product is annotated as SCY1-like 1 (S. cerevisiae). Gene Ontology annotation, molecular function: ATP binding; protein kinase activity. The transcript is spliced from 18 exons. Bases 1 to 2451 code for a protein of 816 amino acids. NCBI's taxonomy places the organism in Eukaryota, Metazoa, Chordata, Mammalia, Primates, Cercopithecidae. Gene Ontology annotation, biological process: protein phosphorylation. The record is from RefSeq and is a predicted model, not a curated record.
AUGCUCGUUCUCUGGAGCGUCUCCUCGUGCUUCUCUCCUGGUCACUUCAUCAGUACCGACUCCUCCCCGCAGCUUGGAGGCACCCACUUGCUGGUGGGAGAGAGUGUCUGGCCCUGGGCUGCCGGCCCUUGUCUCCGGCAACACAACAGCUCUGGGACCAUCUCAGGCCCCGCUGCCCUCCCCCAGGCCACAGGCUGUCCCGUGUCCAUCUUCGUCUAUGAUGUGAAGCCUGGCGCGGAAGAGCAGACCCAGGUGGCCAAAGCUGCUUUCAAGCGCCUCAAAACUCUACGGCAUCCCAACAUCCUGGCUUACAUCGAUGGACUGGAGACAGAAAAAUGUCUCCACGUCGUGACAGAGGCUGUGACUCCGUUGGGAAUAUACCUCAAGGCGAGAGUGGAGGCUGGUGGCCUGAAGGAGCUGGAGAUCUCCUGGGGGCUACACCAGAUUGUGAAAGCCCUCAGCUUCCUGGUCAACGACUGCAGCCUCAUCCACAACAAUGUCUGCAUGGCCGCCGUGUUCGUGGACCGAGCUGGAGAGUGGAAGCUUGGGGGCCUGGACUACAUGUAUUCAGCCCAGGGCAACGGUGGGGGACCUCCCCGCAAGGGGAUCCCUGAGCUUGAGCAGUAUGACCCCCCGGAGUUGGCUGACAGCAGUGGCAGAGUGGUCAGAGAGAAGUGGUCAGCAGACAUGUGGCGCUUGGGCUGCCUCAUCUGGGAAGUCUUCAAUGGGCCCUUACCUCGGGCAGCAGCCCUACGCAACCCUGGGAAGAUCCCCAAAUCACUAGUACCCCAUUACUGUGAGCUGGUGGGAGCGAACCCCAAGGUGCGUCCCAACCCGGCCCGCUUCCUGCAGAACUGCCGGGCACCUGGUGGCUUCAUGAGCAACCGCUUUGUAGAGACCAACCUCUUCCUGGAGGAGAUUCAGAUCAAAGAGCCAGCUGAGAAGCAAAAGUUCUUCCAGGAGCUGAGCAAGAGCCUGGAUGCGUUCCCUGAGGAUUUCUGUCGGCACAAGGUGCUGCCCCAGCUGCUGACCGCCUUCGAGUUCGGCAAUGCUGGGGCCGUUGUCCUCACGCCCCUCUUCAAGGUGGGCAAGUUCCUGAGCGCUGAGGAGUAUCAGCAGAAGAUCAUCCCUGUGGUGGUCAAGAUGUUCUCAUCUACUGACCGGGCCAUGCGCAUCCGCCUCCUGCAGCAGAUGGAGCAGUUCAUCCAGUACCUUGAUGAGCCAACGGUCAACACCCAGAUCUUCCCCCACGUUGUACAUGGCUUUCUGGACACCAACCCUGCCAUCCGGGAGCAGACGGUCAAGUCCAUGCUGCUUCUGGCCCCGAAGCUCAACGAGGCCAACCUCAAUGUGGAGCUGAUGAAGCACUUUGCACGGCUACAGGCCAAGGAUGAACAGGGUCCCAUCCGCUGCAACACCACGGUCUGCCUAGGCAAAAUCGGCUCGUACCUCAGUGCCAGUACCAGACACAGGGUCCUUACCUCCGCCUUCAGCCGAGCCACUAAGGACCCGUUUGCACCGUCCCGGGUUGCGGGUGUCCUGGGCUUUGCUGCCACCCACAAUCUCUACUCAAUGAACGACUGUGCCCACAAGAUCCUGCCUGUGCUCUGCGGUCUCACUGUAGAUCCUGAGAAAUCUGUGCGGGACCAGGCCUUCAAGGCCAUUCGGAGCUUCCUGUCCAAACUGGAGUCUGUGUCGGAGGACCCGACCCAGCUGGAGGAAGUGGAGAAGGAUGUCCAUGCAGCCUCCAGCCCUGGCAUGGGAGGAGCCGCAGCCAGCUGGGCAGGCUGGGCCGUGACCGGGGUCUCCUCGCUCACCUCCAAGCUGAUCCGUGUGCACCCCACCACUGCCCCCGCAGAGACCAACAUUCCCCAAAGACCCACACCUGAAGGCCACUGGGAGACACAGGAAGAGGACAAGGACACAGCAGAGGACAGCAGCGCUGCUGACAGAUGGGACGACGAAGACUGGGGCAGCCUGGAGCAGGAGGCUGAGUCCGUGCUGGCCCAGCAGGAUGACUGGAGCACUGGGGGCCAAGUGAGCCGUGCUAGUCAGGUCAGCAACUCCGACCACAAACCCUCCAAAUCCCCAGAGUCCGACUGGAGCAGCUGGGAAGCUGAGGGCUCCUGGGAACAGGGCUGGCAGGAGCCAAGCUCCCAGGAGCCACCUCUCGAGGGUACGCGGCUGGCCAGCGAGUAUAACUGGGGUGGCCCAGAGUCCAGCGACAAGGGUGACCCCUUCGCUACCCUGUCUGCACGUCCCAGCACCCAGCCUAGGCCAGACUCGUGGGGCGAGGACAACUGGGAGGGCCUGGAGACAGAAAGUCGACAGGCCAAGGCUGAGCUGGCCCGGAAGAAGCGCGAGGAGCGGCGGCGGGAGAUGGAAGCCAAACGCGCCGAGAGGAAGGCGGCCAAGGGCCCCAUGAAGCUGGGAGCCCGGAAGCUGGACUGAACCGUGCGGUGGCGCUUCCCGGCCGCGGAGAGCCCGCCCCACAGAUGUAUUUAUUGUACAAACCAUGUGAGCCCGGCCGGCCCGGCCAGGCCAUCUCACGUGUACAUAAUCAGAGCCACAAUAAAUUCUAUUUCACACCC